Molecule: messenger RNA, 2885 nt
Organism: Pungitius pungitius (ninespine stickleback)
Lineage: Eukaryota; Metazoa; Chordata; Actinopteri; Perciformes; Gasterosteidae
Gene: tpcn3
Product: two pore segment channel 3
Exons: 19
Coding region: 123-2420 (765 amino acids)
Biological process (GO): transmembrane transport; monoatomic ion transport
Cellular component (GO): membrane
Molecular function (GO): monoatomic ion channel activity
Source: RefSeq, a predicted model, not a curated record
CACUAUUUGUUCCAGCAGAGACACGAACUGACGCGUUGGGAUAACUUUAAGAAAAGUUUUUUCGGUUCCCUUUGGAGGUGGGGAAGGUGGGGAGAACGAGUCGUGACGGAGGUUUGGCCGCGAUGUCCGAGCCAGACAAGAAGGAGGACAUUCCUGAUGGGUCCGCAGGAACUGGAAUCCCGAACGGAGGAAAUGCUGCAAAAAGCAAAGAGGAUUUUGCGCUGGCCUCCAUCUAUGUGUCGGAUGCUCAGUACAACAGGAACAUCUACUUUGACACGUCGCCUCAGGCUGUGAGGCUUUAUCUGCGCUACAAUCACUGGAUCCCUAAGGUGCUCCUCCUCUUCUUUAUCGUGGUGAAUCUGUGUCUGGCCAUCUUCGAGGAGCCGGCUUUCUUCCUUCUGCCAGUGGUGUGCACCAUGCUGGUGGAGCUGCUCUGUCUGCUGGUCUUCGCCCUCCGACUCACCCACUACGCCAAAGUGAUUCCUCGAGACAAGUUCUGGAAAGAUCCCAAAAACAUCUGCAUCAUCGUCAUACUUGUGCUCACGCUGGUGGACAUGAUCAUCUACGGCGCGCUGGAGGCCACCGGCUGCCGCGCCGUCCGCUGGUCCAGAGUCCUGCGGCCGCUGCUCCUGGUCAACGUCACGGAGGGACGGCAGCUCCGCAGAGCGUUCAGAAGCAUCCGGAACGCUCUGCCUCAGAUCUUCUACGUCUUCCUGCUCUUCAUGUUCAGCCUGCUGAUCUUCUCCCUCAUGGCGCUCAAACUGCUCAGCAAACGAGGUCUGAAGACCAUCGAUGGGGCUCCGUACUUCACCAACUACCUGCAGAUCGUCUUCGACCUGUACGUCCUCGUCACCACGGCCAACAGCCCCGACAUCAUGAUGCCGGCGUACAACAACAGCUUCGUCUUCGCCAUCUUCUUCAUCCUGUACAUCCUCAUCAACACGUACAUCUUCAUGUCCGUCUUCUUGGCCGUCGUCUACAACAACUACAAGAAAUACCUGAAGGAGGAGGUGCGGCAGCUGGUGAGGACCAAGCGGCACAAGAUGGCGCGCGCGUUUGCCGUGCUGCAGGAGGCGCGGGCGGAGGGCGGGGAGCCGGUGGUGAGCCAGGCCAACUGGAACCAGGUCGUCAAGCUGGUUCAGCCCGGCAUCAGCAACGCGCACAGGGAGCUGCUGUGGAGCGUCGCCGACGACAACAACCAGGGCUGCAUUGGUAAGCUGGCGUUCGUCCAGCUGGCCGACCUGCUGAACAUCGAGGUGAUCACGCUCAAGUCGAGACCGCACCCGCUGGAGAGCGCCUGCCCCGCCUUCUACCGGUCGGCCCCCAGCCGCCUCGUCUGCCGCCUCGUUCAGCACCGGGCCUUCGUGAUCGCCUACGACGUGAUCAUCCUGGUGAACGCCGUGUUCAUCGGUCUGGACGAGGAGAAUCCGCUGAUCGCCAACUCGGAGUGGGCUUUCCUGACCCUCUACCUGCUGGAGAUCCUGCUGAAGCUCUACGUGUUCGAGCCCAGGUCCUUCUUCUCCAGGCACAACUUCUGGAACUGGUUCGACACCAUCAUCGUCAUCUCCGCUCUCAUCGCCACCAUCGUCAACUCCGCCCUGAUGUCCUCGGGAAACUACACCAGCCGACAGAUCCUGGACAUCGUCUUCAUCCUGCGGGUCCUCAGGCUGAUCCGCGUGUUGGACAGCAUCCAAAGGUUCCGCGCAAUCAUCAACACCCUGAUCCGGAUCGGACCGGCCAUCCUCACGUUCGGACAGCUGAUUAUCGUGGUGUACUACAUCUUUGCCAUGGUGGGGAUGGAGCUGUUCAAGGGGAAGGUGAAGUUCUACGAGGCGAACUCCAGCGACCCGGCGAAGGCGUACUGCGGGAACGAGCUGCUGAAAGGAACGGAGUUCGCGCAACUAAACUACUGCAAGAACAACUUCAACAACGUGGUGUCGUCCUACAUCCUGCUGUUGGAGCUGACCGUGGUCAACCAGUGGCACGUGCUCAGCAGCGGCUUCGCCGCCGUCACCCACGCGUCGGCCAGGCUCUUCUUCAUCCUCUUCCACAUCAUGGUCGUCAUUGUCAUCAUCAAUAUCUUCGUGGCGUUCGUCCUGGAGGCGUUCUUCGUGGAGUACUCGGUGGAUAAGAGCGACCUGCAGACGUCUCUGGAGAGGAAGAUUGAGGAGCUGGAGCUGGCUGUGGCGCAGGAGAAGUUGGAGGAUAACUUGGUGAACGCCAUGGAAACCGCCGACAACGAGCAGGGACCCGGCCAAUCGGCAAACAACAAAUCCGCCCUGAAGUUCAAAAUCGCCUCAAAAAGAUAUCGGACCGUGGACGCUCUGCUGCAGCGGAUGUUCGAGGCCGACCUCGACCCCCAAGACUUCGCAGAGAACGACGACGGCAACUUUGCAAACCCGGCGUUCAGCCCCGCGUAGACGUGAAUGUACAUUCAUAUACAUUCAUAUACAUGUAUGAAGGGAACCAGAUUCUAUAAACUAUACAUUUUUUAUACCCAUAUAUUAAAUCUCAUGUUCAUCCAGUGUUAUGUUUAUGUUUCCUGUAGCUUACGCCGUUCAAGUUUUAUUUAUUUCUGACCUCAUUGUGGCAGAAACACAAAAAAUGACUAAACCAGUAGGUUUUUUUUAUAGAACAAGGUUCACAGAUUCAGCAGUAAGCUAAAUAUCAGGAGAAAUAUAAAUGCAUUUUGAAAUUAAAGGAAUAAACUGUUGUAAGAAAGAAAAUUUUGAAUGUUUAAAUUGAGGCUUUGAUACUUUAGUUAGUCCAGCUGCACGUUGUACUCUGUUUAUAGUGAAAGGGACUAAAGGCAAAAUGUGAAUGUGUAAAUUUGAAAUAAUGUCAUAUUUUAUUAAUAAAAAGACGAGAACAAUAUCUGCAAAUAA